This is a messenger RNA of Chara braunii, 3845 nucleotides long. The record is from the annotation of a GenBank genome assembly. Lineage: Eukaryota; Viridiplantae; Streptophyta; Charophyceae; Charales; Characeae.
GGGAUCUCCUUAAAUGCCUCCAGAUCAGCUUUUGGUUCAGUAGUGACAGCCUUAGUCUUGGGUUAGUGACCAUAGUUGACAGGGUCUUAUCCUGUGGUCCUUAGGAAGUCAGUCAGUAGGUUUGUGUCCGGGUAGGUCCAAAUGGUGAGGAGGGGGACCUUUGUCGUGCACCUGACACCACCAUGGUAGACACCCGGGGCGGCACCUCCACCAUGCCGUACACAAAGGAGGAGGAGGCGAAGAUGGCUGCCAUCUUGCAGGAGAGGAAGGAGAAGAAGGAGGCCAAGAAGAAGGCCUUGAAGGAGGAGCAGGCGGCCAAAUUGAAGAAGAUAGAGGAAGAGAUGGCCAGAGAGAAGGAGAGAAUAAAGAAAGAAGAAGAGGAGAAGUUGAAAGAGGUGGAAGAGGAAGAAGAUGAGGGACCGCCACUAGAAAGAAGGAGAGGGCACCACAGUGGCAACAGGGAUGAUGAGAUGGAAAAACGGAUUUCAGAGUGGGUUGCUAACUUGUCCUUGGGAGAGGAGGAAGAAGUGACUAUGUAUAUCCCUAAAGAUGACCAGGAAGCCGCCCUGAAGAAAUGGGAAGCAGAAAGGGAUGUGCUAAAGCGACAGGCGAUGGAGGAUGAACAGUGGAAACUCGCGAUGAUGAGAGAGAAGAAGAGAAGGGUGGAGGCGGGAAGUGAGGCGGUCAAGGAAUUAGAAGAAGUGCAGAAACUAAGCCUAAAGUUAACCCCUCAGGUAGACCUCGAACGAAAGGUAGAGAUCCUUGCCCAGAGCGUUGAGCGGUUAGCAAAGUCGAAGCCAGGACAUAGUUGUGCGCUCGAUGCGAAUGGGAUUCUAGGACUUUGCGCGCGAAUUGAUAGGAGCCAUAGCAGCCGAGUGGCAGCUCCAAAGAAGGAGGAACCACGCCCGCCGCGUAGAGAGCCAGUCAAGGUCAAAUUCCCUGAUUCCUAUAGUGGGAAAAGGGAAGAGAACUUUGACAAUUGGGAAACCAACGUUAAGACCUAUGUGCAUCUGCAACAGGUCUCCCCAGAUCAGCAUGUCCUGAUCGCGAUCCAUGCGCUUAAAGAUGAGGCCGCCAAUUUUGCAAGGUCCCUAGUGCGCGCCGCUAACUGCAAUGAUGAUCCAGUUGCCUAUUCGUCCUUUACCUUCCUCACUGAGUUUAUGAGAUUGCUGCGCGAGCGAUUUGCAAAUGCCGCUCGAAGUGUCAAGGCCUCAGAUAGGCUCCAGACAAUCCACGCUCGUAAGUGGAAGAGUGCCAGGGCACUCAAGAGAACGAUGGAUGAACUAAUCGUUGUUCCUGACCAUGGGGUCACAGACACCCAAUUGGUCGGCCUCUUCUACCGGGCUAUCCUCGAAGCCUUGCGAGGGUACUUCUUCGCGAAGAGCGAAGAUCCGGCCACUACCUAUGAUUCUCUUAGUCGUGAGGCGGUGGCCUUUGAAGCCAAGUCUGCAUCUGUGUCUACCUUCUGGCACAAAGACUUGGACAAGGGAAAACAAUGGAAAGGCCACACUAUCUCAGGGCAGGUGAAGACUAAGGAUAGCCUUGUCCUAACUCUAGAUGAGGGUAGUGUGGAUGAGGUCCCCUACGACCAGAUUGAGUGGGGGUUAGAGGAAGAUGACAGCGGUGUGGGUCAGGGCAGAACUUACGCUGCUGUCGCGGCCGGAGGGAGGCCGCAAGGAGGAGGACGAGGCCAGGGCCAAGGGGGCCGGGCCUCAGGGAGCCGAUUUCAGGGCGAUCAGGGGGUUGGCGGCAGAGGAGGAAACCGCCAAGCGGGAGGCAGGGGUCAAGGUCCCCCGCAAAACCGUCYUAGAAACAGGUCUCCCUAUAGGCACCGUAUUGAGAUAGAGCCUGGCAGUAGAACUCCUAAGGGUGCGGUGUACAGGAUGUCCCCACGGGAGUUAGAGGAGCUUCGCAAGCAGUUAGAUAAGUUCCUCGAGAAGGGUUGGAUUAGGCCCAGUUCGUCUCCUUUCGGAGCGCCUGUCCUCUUUGUUCCUAAGAAAGAGGGAGAGCUGAGAAUGUGCAUAGACUAUAGGGGUCUGAAUGCUAUUACAGUAAAGAAUGUCGAGCCACUGCCUAGGAUAGACGAUCUCUUAGAUCGAGUGCAGGGGGCGAAGUAUUUUUCCAAGAUAGAUUUGAAGUCCGGGUAUCAUCAGAUAGAGGUGCAUCCUGAUGAUCAGUAUAAGACAGCCUUCCGGACUAGAUAUGGGCACUAYGAGUUCAUAGUGAUGCCCUUUGGACUAACCAAUGCGCCAGCUACGUUCCAGCGCUGCAUGAACGAUUUGUUUAGGCCGUGGUUAGACAGAUUUGUUGUAGUUUACUUAGAUGACAUCUUAGUGUUUAGCCGGACCCUUGAAGAGCAUCAGGGUCAUCUCAGGCAAGUCUUGGAGAAGCUGAGGGAAGCUAACUUCAAGAUCAAUGCAAAGAAGUGCGAUUGGGCGAAGACCCAAGUUUUGUACCUAGGCCACGUCUUAGAUGGAGACGGCAUUAAGCCAGAGGAUAGCAAGAUUGCAGCGAUUAGAGAUUGGCCCACGCCACGUACACUGACAGAGUUGCGCUCGUUCCUGGGCUUAGCUAAUUACUACCGGAAGUUCGUGAGGAACUUUUCCACUAUCGCUGCGCCCCUUCGCAGAUUACUCAGGAAGGAGACCAUCUGGAAGUGGGACAAGGACUGCACGUCUGCCAUGAAAAAGUUGAAGCAGGCAUUGAUAGAGUACCCGGUCCUUAAGGUAGCCGACCAGUCCUUGCCUUUUGUCGUCACUACGGAUGCUAGCCAGUACGGCAUAGGCGCGGUGUUGCAGCAAGACGAUGGCAAUGGGUAUAGACCCGUAGAGUUCAUGUCCGCCAGGAUGCCUUCAGAGAAGGUCGCGACAUCUACCUAUGAGAGGCAACUCUACGCUCUCAGGCAAGCGUUAGACCAUUGGAAGCACUACUUGCUUGGGAGGCACUUCAAAGUCUACUAUGACCAUGAAACGUUACGAUGGUUAAAGACGCAGGCCAAGAUGACACCUAAGCUAACUAGGUGGGCCGCAGAGAUAGACCAGUACGACUUCGAGCUCAAGCCUGUCAAAGGGAAGUACAACGUAGUCGCGGAUGCUCUGAGUAGAAGGGCGGAUUACUUUGGGGCGAUAGUGCAUUAUCUUGAUAUAGGGAAGGACCUGCAGCAGAGGGUUAAAGAAGCGUACGCGCAGGAUCCUAUCUAUAGUGACCUCCUUAAGAAAGUCAAAGAGGCCCCAGAGACUGAGCCGAACUACCGCACAACUGAAGGGUUACUGUUUGAGAAGACUAAUGUCUUUGACCGGUUGUGCAUUCCCAAUAGCGAAGAGAUCCGUAGUCUGAUCUUGGGAGAAUGCCACGACACAGAGGGUCAUUUUGGUUGGCAGAAGACUUUAGCCAACCUAAUGCGCGCAUAUACCUGGCCAGGGAUGAAGAAUGACUGCGUAGAGUAUGUUCGCAGUUGUAAGGUUUGCUAGCGUAACAAGAGUUCUACGCGCGCCCCGCUAGGUCUUCUCAGACCCUUGCCCAUUCCGGAGCAGCCGGGGGACUCAAUGUCCAUCGACUUCAUGGACACUCAAGUCAAGAGCAGGCAUGGCAAGAGCCAAGUCAAUACGCAGUUUUUGUUCCUUUGCCUUCAGAGGCACGUACUUAUUUAGUCAUAUAGAGAUUCUUUGACUGUUGGUUUAGUGAGAAUGGAAUCCCGCUGUCAAUAGUUAGUGAUAGAGAUAGUCGCUUCACCAGCCAGAACUGGCAAGAACUCAUGGGAGUAUAUGGGUCUAAGUUAUUGAUGUCGUCCGGCCGUCAUCCAGAGACUGACGGUCAGACAGAGCAAAUGAACAAGAUCCUACAGC